CGUAGGGAGGCGGACGUGGACGGAGUGGAGUUCAUGUUGGAGGGUGCCGGAGCCGCCCCUCGGGGCCCUGCGGGCGUUCUUCUGGGGUGAGCGCGCUCCACUGCAGCGGGAUGAAGACAUUGUUUCAGGAAAUCAAAGCUUCUAUCAAAAACAACGUUGAUCAGGAACGCUCUUUCUGGAGGCCAGUACUUCCGUGGGGAGGCGUGUUCACCAUAAAAGCCGGCCGUAAAGCCAUCUCUUGUAUGCCCCUGUAUGUGGAGAUCACCCUGAAGAACACCUGCACCAUCGAUGGCUUUUUGAUGCUCCUUUAUGUUAUCCUGCGUGAAAACAACACAUUCCCCCGGGAGCUGUCCCACUACCUGGGCAGAGAGUUUGUGGAUUGUUUCCUCCAUCUGAUGGACACCUGUAGCUUCACCUCUGUCAAACUGCUCUGGAUAUGGGACAAGAUGGAGAAGAGGCAGUACAAAUCCGGCAUACACAAAGCAUCUCUUGAAAUUGACUUGUUUGGGAAUGAACAUGAGAAUUUCACCAGAAACCUGGAGCGUUUGAUGGCCACCAUACAGGAGAGUUACUGCUCCAACUCGCAGUGCCCCAUCCGUUUGCAGGAGAGUAACAUGGAGACUAUUCUUAUCAACCCCCCUCAUGACAUACCUCAUGGAGACCUCAUUCAGAUGGCAGUGGAUGAACUCUUCUGCUCUAGGAUUGAAGUGUGCGAACAGAAAGGGUGUGGAUGCUUGAGGGAAUUUUCUCAGAGGGUUUUCUGUUACGGACCUCCUCCAUUUGUUAUAUUGAACAUGGAACAGUGGAAGUCAGAAGACUUGGCCUAUGUACCUUAUUAUUUGGAUUUGUCUGAUCACAAAUACCUGCUGGAAGGUGCCACUCUCUUCAACAAAGAGGAGCAUCACUACUCCGCAGCCUUCCAGAUCGACGGUUAUUGGAUGCAUUACGACGGCCUGAGGAACGUCAACUUAAUCUUAUUAAAUAAACCCCCUGAGCUUCUCUUGUUGUCUUCUCUGGUAUACGUAAGAGCUGCAGAGAAAUAACCCAGCAAGUGUGAUUGUGGUAUUAUUCAAAUCGCUCAUGUACUUUUUCUUUUUUUCUUUUUAAACACAGAUGGCGAAAAAGGAAAUUUUAGAAGAAACAUUAUUUAAUAUGCUUAAAGGGUUUGUAAAGGAUUUUUUUUUUAUCUUAAUAGCUUCCUUUACCUUAAUGCAGUGCUGUUUUCAU
Rana temporaria (common frog) is the source of this 1227-nucleotide messenger RNA. It is a transcript of the gene DORIP1, whose product is annotated as chromosome 13 C14orf28 homolog. NCBI's taxonomy places the organism in Eukaryota, Metazoa, Chordata, Amphibia, Anura, Ranidae. The coding region runs from base 111 to 1043 and encodes 310 amino acids. The record is from RefSeq and is a predicted model, not a curated record. The transcript is spliced from 5 exons.